Triticum dicoccoides is the source of this 2009-nucleotide messenger RNA. RefSeq names its product bidirectional sugar transporter SWEET6b-like. The record is from RefSeq and is a predicted model, not a curated record. The transcript is spliced from 6 exons. Bases 1043 to 1783 code for a protein of 246 amino acids. NCBI's taxonomy places the organism in Eukaryota, Viridiplantae, Streptophyta, Magnoliopsida, Poales, Poaceae. Gene Ontology annotation, molecular function: sugar transmembrane transporter activity. Gene Ontology annotation, cellular component: membrane. Gene Ontology annotation, biological process: carbohydrate transport.
CCGGGAUCUCGCCGCCCGCGCCGCCAGGACGCCAGAUCCACCGCCCGCACGGCUGCUCGCCGGAGCCUGCCGUUCCUCGCCAAAGGAGCCGCCGCUCCAGAUCCGGGACUCCCCACGCAAAGGCAGGGCAGCCGAGGCCCCGCCGCCACCAUCCUUGGCGCCCCGGGCUUGCCCGGCGGCUGCCUCAGGCGGCGGCGAGGAAGGGAGGGGGAGGUGAGCCUGGUGGCACGGCUAGGAUUCGCCCCCCCUUGUCCCAAUGCACUCGUAAUGCAUAUAUAGUCCCUCCUAAUCAUUUUGUGUUUGUUUCUUGUCAAGAUUCAGAUCGAAUUUUCGACAUCAGACACGUAUUUUGUUAAUCAGAUGCUGAAGGUAAGAUCAGGACACAAAAAACAUAUGGGACUUAAUAAUUAGCAGUUUCAUUUUGAUAUACUGUGCGGAAACACUUAUUUUCCAGGAAUCUAGCUUCAUGUAAGCAUGCAAAGUUGAUUUUUUACAUCCAAUUUGACCAAUUGCAGAAAAAAUCAAUCCUCUCCACUUGAAGGUAGGUGAUGCACACAGAUUUCUUCUUACCUUGCAAGCACCGUUGGAUGAAGACAGUACUGUAGGCAUGAUCAUGAUCAUGGAGAAGCGCAUGCCGUCUUGCUGUCCCUCCCCGGCUUGCCUCGAUCUUGCAUGAGAGGUUUAUUUGCGUAGGACUGUCGGGGGAUAAUUGGAUCGAGUAGGAGUUGUUACGUGGAAGAGGAGCUAGCUGGGCGAUCCUUUGGCUAGGUGACGAGGAAGAAAUUGAGACGGCUGGCCGUUGUAUGGGAGCACGGCCAGAGAUGGAGUUCGAUAAGGUCUGCACCUAACCGAGAAGGUUUAGCUACCCAUAACAAUAUCCUUAUCGGAUAUAACUUGGGGAAGGCCAAGGCGUACGCCCUACUAUAUAAGCUCGGCCACCCACGCCCCAAACAAAUCACAACCAACCUUCCUCAAGUCGUUUGUUCCCCCGAGCAAUCGAGUUGUGUUCCCGGCGGGCGAUCGAUCGAUCUUGCUGAGCAUCAUGGUUUCCGCCGACGUGGCCCGCAACAUCGUGGGCAUCAUUGGCAAUGUCAUCUCCUUCGGCCUCUUCCUCUCCCCUGUGCCGACGUUCUGGCGUAUCUACAAGGCCAAGGACGUGGAGGAGUUCAAGCCGGACCCCUACCUGGCGACGCUCAUGAACUGCCUGCUCUGGUUCUUCUACGGGCUCCCUAUCGUCCACCCCAACAGCACCCUCGUCCUCACCAUCAACGGCAUCGGCCUCGUCAUCGAGGGCGCCUACAUCAUCAUGUUCAUCAUCUACGCGGCCAAGAACACAAGGUGGAAGAUGCUCGGCGUGCUCGCCAUCGAGGCGGCGUUCAUGGCUGCCGUGGUUGCCGGUGUGCUCGUCGGCGCCCACACCCAUGAGAAGCGCUCCAUGAUCGUAGGCAUCCUCUGCGUCAUCUUCGGCUCCAUCAUGUACGCCUCCCCGCUCACCAUCAUGGGUAAAGUGAUCAGGACCAAGAGUGUGGAGUACAUGCCGUUCUUCCUGUCGCUGGUAAACUUCCUCAACGGUCUCUGCUGGAUGGGCUAUGCGCUCAUCAAGUUUGACAUCUACAUCACGAUCCCCAAUGCCCUCGGUACAAUCUUUGGCCUCAUCCAGCUGAUCCUAUACGGGUACUACUACAGAUCGACCCCCAAGAAGGGCAAAAUCGUCGAACUGCCCACCGUCCUCACCAAAAACGCCGUUACCAGUGGCGACCUCUCGGUCACCAUUGAGAAAUAAGCUUGGCGUUGUUUUUAGCCCUAAAGAUUUUGAGUAGUUAAUACCGGAUGAUACCAACAGGUCUGAUUGUUAAUUAGUAGUACUUUUUGUUAGCUAGUAGAGUCUGAGAUUGCCUUUAAUUUUGUGAACAAUUGUCGUCUGUCCGAGACUAUAGUGCAAAUUGCAAGUGUAUAUAUAAAUACCAAUGCAGCUGAGUUAUCCCAGAGAUAUAUUAUGACACCACAUA